AUGGCGCGUACUUGCUCGAGGUUCAAGCUGGUCCUUGUUCAUGCCGAGAGUGACCAGACCAUGCCAUGGCACGAAACGGAAGCGCUCUUCCAAUCGACACUUCGGGCCGCCAAAGACGCGAGUCCGAAUGAAGACGGCCUCAAGAGUCUUGAGGUGGUGGAUUUGGGCGAAGCCGGACGACAAGAGGUUUGGCAGAGCAAUUCGCGCAGCAUCUCGAAGACGAUUGCUAAGCACGGCGGUACGUACUCGUCCUGA
Alternaria metachromatica is the source of this 255-nucleotide messenger RNA. RefSeq lists its product as uncharacterized. Bases 1 to 255 code for a protein of 84 amino acids. The transcript has 2 exons. The record is from RefSeq and is a predicted model, not a curated record. NCBI's taxonomy places the organism in Eukaryota, Fungi, Ascomycota, Dothideomycetes, Pleosporales, Pleosporaceae.